AUGAGCGAAGGGCAUUUCAUCAACGGCGAUCACCUUGAUUCCACCGUAUUCAACGACCCCAGAGACUCUGAUAUCAUUCUCACCUUUGGCAAUCAUCAAGUCUAUGCUCACAGAGUCAUCUUACGCAUGUGGUCACCCUUUUUCCAACGCAGUCUGAACUCUCAAUUUUCCGUCUCCAACAGCGCCACCUUCAUCAUCGACGACGAGUGUGAUGGAAAACAUGAGCCAGAAGCCGUGUUUGCCAUGCUGAAGCACAUUUAUGGCAUGCCAUUUGGUUCUGGUUCAAACUGCAGACCUGAUGGGACAUCAGUGAUCGAAUACUCCAUCAAAGUCUACAAACUGGCGGACAAGUACGACAUCCUAUCCGUGAGACGCGCUGCAGUGGAGUUCAUUGAGAGUUACAUAAACGCCUACUUGUAUUUGAGCAAAACUCAAAACCCACCAGCCUCCAGUCCUAUCCCAGAUUGCAUUGCACACAUCUGCGGUCCAGAUGCACCUCAGCUAGCCGACCUACAGCUGCGCAAUGCUCUUUUCUCCUGGUUGUCCAAAAACAUCUGUGCUUUGAGCAAACACAACGAGUUUAAGGUGAAGAUCGAAGACGGAUCUCUGCUUGACGUCGAUUUGACUGCAAAGCUGCUAUUCAGGUUGACUGAAGAGAUUGACAACUUCGCAAAGUGGUAA
Molecule: messenger RNA, 681 nt
Organism: Aureobasidium melanogenum CBS 110374
Lineage: Eukaryota; Fungi; Ascomycota; Dothideomycetes; Dothideales; Saccotheciaceae
Exons: 2
Coding region: 1-681 (226 amino acids)
Biological process (GO): proteasome-mediated ubiquitin-dependent protein catabolic process; regulation of proteolysis
Cellular component (GO): cytoplasm
Molecular function (GO): ubiquitin protein ligase binding
Source: RefSeq, a predicted model, not a curated record